GCGUACGCAUCGCAGACGACAACCGCGCGGAUUCGCAACAUGCCUCUUGUAAAAUUCGUAUCGGUUCUCCUGCUAGUCAAGGUGUGUCUCUCUGCACCUGUAGACGAACCGAUUCGCAUUGACCUGCCGGUUUACGACCAGCCACAAGCUGGUUCUGGUGUGUUGCAAUCUCAGCCUCUGGACGCUGAAAACUAUCCUGGAGGUGACCAUUUAAACAGUAAUGGGAAUUUUGUUACAUACAAAGUGCAGGCUGCACAGACUCUAUUGGAAAGCACGUUAAACGCAAAGGCUAAUGUUCAUCAAGGUGGACUAUUCGCAGCUCCUGUCACCACGUUGGAAACUGCCCUACAGGAAUCUGAAGGGUUCGGCAGUAAGAAAUUAUCAAUCAAGGAAAAUAUACAAGGUGUCGUGGCCGGAAUAUUUCAGCCGGAGCCUAUAGUGGAUACCAUAAGGGAGGAAGAAAAGUAUGGAAAUUCAGGAGACAAAUUCUAUAGCGCUGGUAAGGCCAUAGUUGGAGGCGCCGAGGGACUUUCGAAUUUUGUCAACUCGGUUCUGGAGGUACCAGGGACAGUUUUCAAGCAGAUUGCAAGAGUCGCCACAGAGAAGCUAAAUAAUCUAGGAGGGAAACUAAUAGGUUUAUAAACAAUAUAACAAAUAAGUUAUUAUAGAGGCUCAAUUGUGCUAUAAUAUUAAUGUAUUCUUAAUUUGCACAACAUAAUUUAAGUAGAUGCUAUUCAUCUUCAUUCAAAUCAAAACUGUAACUAGGAAUUUCGUCAUAGGAUCCCAAAAUACAUUCGCAUCUGGAAAGUUCAACAAAACCUCUAAUUCACUUAAACCAGUAUAGAAUAGAAGGUACCUAUGUGCCUCAUACCAUCGCUUCCUCCUCAGGGGGUAAGUUUUAAUACGGUUCUGGUUGCAUAGUUAUUAUGAAAUAGGUACGACGCGUAGCGUCUGUUUGGGGGGGGGGGAGACUGCUGUUUGAUAUAUUUAUGUAGCCAUUGAUGGAUGGCACGGUGUAUCGGCGUGAGGUAGGGUGUGGUCUAUGAGGGAUGCAGAGAGGUGAAAGGACUGAACUGCGGGGCGGCUGCGGGGUCCGAGGUAGAGAAUACAUCACGAAAUGCAGUGCGCGCGCUUUUAGCUCUCGAAGCUUCUAACUGAAAAUCGAUUGAGGCCCGUGCCCAGUGCAUUCACCCACCCCGUACUACUAUAAAUAAUUGUCACCUAUUAUAUCGCAUUUUUAAUGUAUUCGGCAUAUAAUAACCGUAAUAAUACAAAAUUUAGGUGUUUUUUUAGUAAAACAGUAAAACAUCGUUAAACCAAAUCCACAGGGCAUUAGAAGUGUUAAGGGGCCUCAACCGUAGAUUACCCCUUCAGCCGACCAUUUAGCACACGAUGUACCAAACACCCUGUAGGUAUAUCUAUCUUCGGUCAGAUACGCAUGAAGAUAUUAGAGCCAUUGUUAACAAUGAAAAAACUAUUUAAAAAUCGAAAAUACUUAGUAAACUGGUUCUGGUUCGCCGACUUCAAAUAAGAAAUGACAAAGAAAUGUGUUAUUAAUAGUUUAAUUAUAAAACUAUUAUCACUAUCGCUACAUAGUGAAUUGACGAAUUAAUUAGUAAAAUCGAGGUAGCCUGAACCAUGUAAAUAUUAAUUACAUAAAAAGGGGUUAUUUAGGUGUUAACCUAAUUAUGUUAGGUUAAAAGUGGGUCUAACGGUGCUCCGGCUCGACGUGCAGGAGAAGGAACGGGGUGGUUUUUAGUCAGUAAGAGUCUGACAC
This is a messenger RNA of Spodoptera litura, 1777 nucleotides long. RefSeq lists its product as uncharacterized. The record is from RefSeq and is a predicted model, not a curated record. NCBI's taxonomy places the organism in Eukaryota, Metazoa, Arthropoda, Insecta, Lepidoptera, Noctuidae.